GAUUAAAAUUUGACCUGUAUUCACCGAAAUGUUAUCAGUUGUGUUUAAAUCAUGAUCUAAAUAUAGAAUUCGUCAAGAUAAUUGUUUAAACAUAGAUAUGAAAAACCCCAUCAACAUAGUUGGGAGAAUAGAGGUACAUCGGAGCUCUGGUUACCAAACUGGGAGGUGCCCUGACAUAUAUUUACGAUGAGUGUUCAUCCUUUGUCAGAAAGCACCAGGUACCAGAGAUGGAUGGGGGACCUGCCCGUCCCCCUCACACAGGUACCACUGUCGUGUCUCGCUAUUCCAGGGAGCCACGACUCGGGUGCCUAUGGACUUGACAAGUCGGCAGGGGUGUCCGUAGACGCUUCGAAAUCAGUUAAACUUCUUGGGUCACUGUGUUGUGGAGCCGGACUAUCAGUGGUCAGUCGAUGGUCAGUUACUCAAGAUCUUACGCUCGGACAACAGCUUCAGGCUGGGAUCCGAUACUUCGACCUUCGUGUAUGCAUCAAACCGGGAACAGCUGACGCCCAUUUCUUACACGGACUGUAUGGUUCAAACAUCCUUACUGCUUUAAGCGAGGUCAACGAAUUCUUGAGCAAAAACAUAAAAGAGUUCCUUAUUUUGGAUUUUAAUCAUUUUUAUAACAUGGAUGCUAUCUGUCAUAAACAGUUAUUGACAGGUCUGAAGCAUUUGUUUGGUGCCUCACUUAUACCUGUGGAUGUCAGUAUGUCACCUUGGCAGAUGACCUUGGAAAACAUCUGGAAAACUCAGAUGCGCGUCCUUAUAUUUUACAAUGACGAAUCAAGUGCAAAUAUGAAAGAAUUCUGGCCAAAUUUUUCCAUUCCGUCCCCCUGGCCGAACACUGAUGACCCCCGGGUUCUGGUAGAGUUUCUAGAAAAGAAUUACACGGGUAAAAACCGUAACAACAACGGGGACUUUUACGUAUGGCAAGGGGUUCUCACUCCCGGGGCAAAGGUCAUCAUGGCCAACCUUUGGGGAAGUCUGAGGGACAGUCUUGUUCCCCGGGCGUCGCGGGCCUUUUUAGAGUGGGUGGCGGGUAAGGAGCCCAGCCCCCAGGGUAUCAACAUCUGUCUCGGAGACUUCGUUCAUCUUCACGAUUUUAUCCCUUCCGUUCUGAGAUUGAACGACAACAUACAACCCUGAAAUGAAUUAAAAGAAGCUGUACAUAAAACGCAGGAAGGAAGUAUCUGUCUACCUGUUCGUCAACCUGUUCACACCUUUAUAUUAUAAAAGUGCAAAAACUGUAUAUAUAUACCCGUAUCUAACCUUUAUAUGUAUACAUGUACAAAC
Molecule: messenger RNA, 1293 nt
Organism: Mizuhopecten yessoensis (Yesso scallop)
Lineage: Eukaryota; Metazoa; Mollusca; Bivalvia; Pectinida; Pectinidae
Product: PI-PLC X domain-containing protein 2-like
Exons: 2
Coding region: 187-1146 (319 amino acids)
Biological process (GO): lipid metabolic process
Molecular function (GO): phosphoric diester hydrolase activity
Source: RefSeq, a predicted model, not a curated record